UGCACUCUCGCGUACGCUCUCUCCUUCGGCUCUACUCAACUAGCUGACCUGUACUUUGCCCGUUUUAGUGCCUUGACUCGUACUCUUGAGGGCUGGGAAAAUUUAACGUGCGCAUGUCGAAGCAGCCUGAGGCUCUGGCCGGUGUCGCGAGCAGCAGCGGCUGCCUCAGACCACUACCGAACCCGUCAACCGGUAGUGCGAAUCCCUCCGCAUCUUUGCCCGCUCUCUGGGGCUAUCUUCAGCCUGCGCUGGAUCACAUUGUACGCUCGUCAACGAACAACCUAAUGAAGGCCCCGGCUAUUGAAGUCUCGUAUCACAUGGGAUUGCACACAGCCGUAUACAACUACUUCACUUCGCAGUCAGACUCAACAGCAACAGUCCCAAAGGCUCUUUCGUCAAUUCCAUUCUCAAGACCAGACAAGACGAAGCAAAGUGGCACCGACCUAUACGAACAGCUAGACCGCUAUUACGCAGACACUGCGCGUGAACUAUUUCUCGGCGUGCCCCAUGACGACUCCUCUCUGAUUCACUACCUCCUUCCUUGCUUUUCGCGCUACAGUGCAGGGGCGCAGUCCGUGAACCGCCUGCUGGACUACGUGAACCGUCACUACGUAAAGCGCGCCGUCGACGAGGACAAGGGCUGGCUCCGGCUCGCGGACGUGUUCGAGGCUGUCGCAAAGACAAUCACUGAGGACGACACGCGCGAAAAGAUCCAGAAGCGGAUGAAGGAGCGGCGAACGGAGGAACUGAGGCGAUGGGGUUACUAUGACGGCGCCCCGGCAGAGAUGCUCGCCCAAGCAGAGGCGUGCGCGGAGGCCGCAAGCCCGCCUGACCGGGUCGUUCCGCUCUCGUCAUUGGCGCAUCGUCGCUUCCGUACCGAGGUCAUCGACCCGCUCCUUGCGAUUCCCAAAGCGAAGGGCAAGAAGAAGCACUCGGCGAAUGGGCAGAACAAACAGUCAGGGCCGAAGGAGCCCAAGGGACGACUGGCUCGCGCGGUGAAGGAGCUACUAGAAGGGGAGAACAGUGAUGCAGACGAAAGACGGAGGCUUGCGGGGGAGUUAGCCAUUCUGCUGCGGACGGUUGGCAUUCGGAUCGACCAUCCACUGCGGAAGAAGCUUGACAGAUUCAUCGCUCAAAGUCCGCAGGAGGAUGAGCAUUGUUGAUCCACUUGAUGAAAAGUCGUCAUGUUGGUUUGGUUCUGGCUAUCACUCCCAUUUCUAGAGGCGUAUGGGCUUGCAGAGCUGGGUAAUCAUAGACGUGCGAUACCCAAUUUCGCUCCGGUGUCUUGAUUAGUGUGCCACGAAAUCCUCAGACCAAUCGAACAUGCUCAACGACUGUCGGCCAAAUCAAUGUCUCCAACUUGGAACUGGGACGCGUGGAGGAAGCAAGGCUGGAGAAGAUAUGUUACAUCUCAACCUACGCACAAAGGAGUCGCCAAGACAGUGCAGUAUCGCCCAUAGCUAAAGUAUAAUGAUAGCUAUACAGGAUAGACUCCGUCGUCGUCGCCCACUGUAAGCUCGCCCGCGAGUUGCCCGGCGAGGCAGGGCAGUUGAAGGCAGAUGGAAUCGGAAUCGAAAUCGGCAAUGUGGUGUAUGCGUAUGUGCCAGUGGGAAUAGCCUAUUCGGUGGUGCUCGCAUGGUCGGUGGACAACGAAGAGGGAUAGUUCGGAGUUGCAUACGUGGGGUUGUUGAGCGACACGAUAAAUGCUGGUGCACCUGCAUACAAAGGCCCGCGUUCCUGUUGUACAGGUGGUGGAAUGCCCCAGGCGGUAGUGCCGUAUGAUGCGAGGGGUUAUUGUGAUCCUAAAACAUGCGAUACCGGGCCCUGUGUGCGAUAGACAGGCAACGACGAGAUCCACAAAGAUAAUAGUACCAGAGGCGGUGUGAACCAGGCGAAAAAGCUCACAUUGCCCACGGAGUGGCGUCCAACGCCAGACUCAACGUUGGAGAACUGAAGGCUGCCGACAUGCUGCUGCUGUCCGAGCAGUGUGGGCGCGACAAGAGGGCUGCGAACGGGAGCGUCGGGGGACGAUAUGGCGAUGCUGACAGGCCGCGAGUCGAAGACAGCUGUGGUGUAUGCGUCUAAAGACUUCUCUUCCGGCAUCUCAUCGUACGUCUUCGCAAUAGCCUUGAUCUCUUCGACCCGUCUUCCUUGCGCAAUAGCGUCUGCGAGCGCAGAGCAGCGCUUUAGCUCUUUGGGCCCAUUACGCUUUACGUUGCGCUUCUGCUUCUGCUCAUUGCCGUACUGCGGACGGAAGCGAUAGUCAGGAUAUUUGAGCUUAUGUAGCCGUUUCUCCUCAGCGGCCCUUUCGAACCAGUGUUUUUUCUCGUCAGUGGAUAGCUUUCGCAGACACAUACCGAUGACCCGGCUGAUAAUGCGAUGGUCGCGUUCGACGUCGGGCGUCAUGAGACCUUGGCGGUAGAAGCCGAGGCGAUGUAUCAUGAAGGCGUUGCGUGGGCGGGGAAUAUGGUCGGGCGAGCGUGGAUGGUGGGGUAUGUACUUCUUUUUGGGCCUUUUGCUUUGCGACGAGUCGGAGGUGGCGUCAAGGGGAAAGAGAAUGGCGAUGGCGAUGACGGUGAAGAGGGUGAUAAAGAGGACAAAGAGGAGACAGAAGAUGAAGGUGAGCUAGAGAGCAUAUCCUUCGGCAGAAAUUCGGUGGCGGGGGACGAGCUGCGGGAAUUGUGGUCCGAGUCGGUAUGGUCUGCAGAUUAGA
Molecule: messenger RNA, 2713 nt
Organism: Phanerochaete carnosa HHB-10118-sp
Lineage: Eukaryota; Fungi; Basidiomycota; Agaricomycetes; Polyporales; Phanerochaetaceae
Exons: 1
Coding region: 114-1163 (349 amino acids)
Source: RefSeq, a predicted model, not a curated record